Molecule: messenger RNA, 1903 nt
Organism: Adelges cooleyi (spruce gall adelgid)
Lineage: Eukaryota; Metazoa; Arthropoda; Insecta; Hemiptera; Adelgidae
Product: facilitated trehalose transporter Tret1-like
Exons: 5
Coding region: 241-1632 (463 amino acids)
Biological process (GO): transmembrane transport
Cellular component (GO): membrane
Molecular function (GO): transmembrane transporter activity
Source: RefSeq, a predicted model, not a curated record
GUUGAAUUUUUAAUUAAUAGACGGUGUAGCGCCCUCUUAAGUGGUAUACCUAUCCGUUUGUGGCAUUAAUCAGAUAAGAUAUUUUGCGUUUAAUAAUGCAUAUAAAUAACGUUCACCUAAGCGUUUGAUUGGCAUUUCUCCAUGAAUUUCCAAUACGGCUGUAUUUCAUAACAACAAAUAUUUAUGUAUAGAUAAAUUACUAAUAAAAUAUAUACAUUGAAAGAUCGGGGAUUGUCAAUCAUGAAGACUUCACGACGUUGGCUGUACUUGAAACUAUUAUUUACCACUUGUUCGUUGGCUACCCAUCAAUUUAUCAUAGGCGCCACGCUUAUAUUCUCUGGAAUAUUGUUUGCCAAACUCAGAGAGCCUUCGUCCACGUUGACACUUACCCCAGAACAAGCAUCGUGGAUAGCUAGUGUACCGAAUCUGGUGUGCCCAAUCGGCUCGGUGGCAACGGGCAUACUGGCUGACAAGAUAGGCAGGAGGAAAGCUUUGCAUCUCACGUUUAUACCGUUGAUAAUCAGUUGGGGGAUUCUGGGCUUUUUCGACACCUACAAAUCCAUCAUGAUAGCGCGGACUUUGCUAGGAUACUCCGAAGGCACUGGCGCCUAUGUGUUGCUGUACAUCACCGAAACCAGUCCCACCGUAUACCGUCCGCUGUUCCUGGCACUCGUACUGGUCGUCACCGGCAUGGGAAUGCUGACAAUUUCGGUGUUGGCCAUCUUUUACACGUGGCAAACACUGUCCCAGAUGUUUUGCCUGAUGAGCUUGGCGUGUGCGGUACUGCUUUUCGCCGUACCGGAACCGCCCAUCUGGCUGAGGUCCAAGGGCCUGGAAACGGAAGCGGACCGCGUGGAAAAGUGGUUCGGCCUCGACCCGCUGCAGAAGAUGCCCGGUUGCGGCGUGUCCACGAUCGCGUCCAACGCGACGGCCGCUCGGCCACCGCCACUGCCGCCGUCGUCCAAGUGGUCCGUGUACACCAGCCGGUCGGUGUGGAAGCCGGCGCUGAUCACGUUGGCGUUCUUCGUUUGCCAGCAGGGCACCGGUUUCUACAUUCUGCUGUUCUACUCGGUGGACGUGAUUAGGGACUGCCGCGUGCCCGUUGACGGCAUGACGUUCAACGCGUGCCUGUCUGUCACCCGGAUCGUGGCCAGCGUCAUAUACGUCAUGCAGUACGAGACGAAACGCCGGACGCUGGUGGUCAUCUCUAGCGUGGGCAUGUGCGUUGGCCUGUCGUCCGCCGUUGGUUACUUGUACGCGUUCGACGACGUCCGCGAUCCGCCGUACCAGUUCUUGCUCACAGCCGCCUUCUUGGCUUACGUGUUUUUCGCUGUGUUGGCCAUGCUGCCGUUGCCGUGGAGCAUAACCGGCGAACUAUUUCCCAUGGCCGUCAAAGGUACGAUGAACGGCGUCAUACACUCUUGUGGAUACGAACUACUAUUUUUGGCAACGAAAAUUUACCCAAUGAUGGUAAUGACUUUGGGAAUAAAACUGGUGUGGUCGAUAUUCGCCGGAUUUUGUUUGAUGAGCGCCCUUUUCGGUGCGUUUGUACUGCCCGAGACCAAGGGCAAGUCUCUGGAUGAAAUUUUGACGGAAUUCGAACCGAAAAAGAAGGCCAAAAUAUUCCCUUAGUUGCGCCCCAAGCGAAUGUAACUAUUAGCUACAUAGGAAAUAUGUACAUUGUGUAUUAUUAUAUAAUAGUCAUUAGUUGAAGUAGUUUUUUUUUUAAUGUAAGUGUAUAGUUUUUAUAUGAAUACAAAAUGUACAUAUUGGGUAUAGAUUUAGUUGUACAUGAAUUAUUUGUAAAUAAUUCAAUAUUGCAAACCUAUAAUACACGUUUUAACAAUUAUUAUACCUACCAGCUACGUUAAUGCCAUGAACUUAUAGUGUUUUUAUUUAUAUG